Labrus mixtus (cuckoo wrasse) is the source of this 2359-nucleotide messenger RNA. RefSeq names its product transmembrane protein 106C (gene tmem106c). The record is from RefSeq and is a predicted model, not a curated record. Bases 528 to 1367 code for a protein of 279 amino acids. The transcript is spliced from 8 exons. NCBI's taxonomy places the organism in Eukaryota, Metazoa, Chordata, Actinopteri, Labriformes, Labridae.
UCUGACUUCUGUGUGCUCAGAAGCUUAAAGUUGUAAUGUGGGAACAACGCAGAGACAAAAUAACAAUAUUUGUAUGGACUAAAGUGAACUAAAUAACUGUGCCUGGACAGCCACAAACGGUAACAAAGUGAUACCAAGUUGCAACUGAAAAAAAAUAAAGAAGUAAAUUUUUAAUACGUGACGAAUAAGUUAUUUUUUUACACCAUAAAUUCAACGUUUUCUUUACCCUGUCAUAUUCCUUCAGGAAAAAAGCCAACUCUGUCAACUCAGCAAGUUCGAAGUCUCUCCGUAUUUCCACAUUUUGUUCUCACUUUGAACAGCCUUCGUGAGCGUUGUAACGGUCGGAAACCAGUUUGUCCGAUUAUUCCAACACCACGUGAACGCAGCUCAACUUUGGUGUGACAGAAAGCCGAGUAGUGCGAGUGCUGCUUCUGCUAAUACGAGUUCAGCAUGGCGAUGUUUAACUUGUUCUGUCCAAAAGGCGAGCUGUAGUCGGCGGGGGAAACUCUGGCUUGAUUUGAGUCACCAUGGGGAUCCGGAUGUCUCGCAGCGGCAGCAGCCUGUCACUCCUCCCGGACAGACAGAGCAAUGGUCGGAUAGGAGAACAUAAAGACUCCGAUAAUGACUCUUUGGAUGGGAUGAGCAGACGUGAGGAUAUCGCACAGUUCCCGUACGUGGAGUUUACCGGCAGGGAUAGUAUAACGUGUCCGACAUGCCAGGGCACAGGACGGAUACCCUCAUAUCAAGUGAAUGAGCUGGUUGCAUUGAUCCCAUACAGCGACCAAAGGCUGCAGCCACAAAGAACGAAGCUGUAUGUGGUCCUGUCAAUCGUGCUGUGCUUCCUGGCUUCCUCCCUCGGGGCCUUCUUCCUCUUCCCUCGCUCCGUCGUUGUCAUGGACGAUGGGAUACACUCAGUCACUGUACAAUUCGACACCACCAAUCAGAAGGUCUUAAUGAACAUGACGAGCACGCUGAACCUCAGCAACCCAAACUUCUUCUCGGUGUCGGUGGACAGUGUGAGCUGUCAGGUGUUUUACAUGAAGACAGUGAUUGGGACUCAGCAGAUUCACAACGUCACCACACUCCUGCCGCUCAGUGACAGUCAGGUGAACUACACCGUCAGUGUGGCGAUCGGCAGCAGUGCACCCUACGUCUACGCCUUCUGCACCAUGCCCAGCAUUAAGGUCCACAACAUCGUCGUUCUUAUGCAAACCACAGUGAAAACCGCCAACAUGGUGCGGACAUCCAUGAACAGCCUGGAGGCCUACCGCUACAUCGACUGUGGCUCCAACACCACAGACGUCCAGCAGCACCUCCUCUCCUCCACCCUCUCACCUGCCUUAAGCCUCGGCACCCCUCUGCUAUGAGCCCUGCAAAGAGACGACUCACGCCUGAGGAGGACGUGGGAGAUGUUGGUGCACACUCCAGGAUGGUUUCUAUCCAACAGCAGCAACAAUUUCAAAUGGUGCUCUUUUUUUUUCUAAGCUCAGGGUAGAAUAGUCAAAAAGAAGUUGCUGUAAAUGAUGAUGCAAUUUCCUGGAAAAGAUGGGUGAAUGGACUGUCCCUAUUGGACAGGCCAGAGGCGACAGAUGCCUGGUUUCGUUGUGGUGGUUGUUAGACGUGGUGGACAUUUUCUUGCCAAACACUUUUAGACUUUUCUUGCAUUGUCCCUGCUCGUGAUUUGCUGAAUGUUUUUGCUGUUUCAGGCAGAGUGAGUCACAUGUUCUAAUGGGUAAAAAACUAAAGUAGAACAUUGAACAAGUCAUCGCAAGCAAGGGCGCAUCAUGACCUUGUUUUGUGUUGGCAGGACAAAUGUCAGAGAAAGAGCUUUUCUUUAAGAUGAAUGGCCGACAUUCUCCGCUGACUGGACAGCAUUUCUGCCCUUCCUUUAAUUGGCUCUGUUCGCUCAGAGCUCUGUCUGUCUGUCUGUCUGUCUGUGCUGCUGUUGUUGCACCAUCAUGAGAAUUUCCUUCAGCAAAGCUUGAAUGACCUUUGUGUUAUAACACUGCUUUCACUAGAUGCUGCUAACAGGGAAGGAACUGGUCUGCUGUUUCUGUUGUGGAUUGAAUGCAGGGAUUAUUUAGUAUUUGCACCUUGAAACUGGGACAUGUUGUUACAUUUGCUCCCUUUCUUAUUUAACAGUCGCUUACCUUUGAGAAUGGCAUUCACAUAUUUAACAAGGAACAGUUUAAAAAAAAAAAAAAAAAAAGAAUCUCAUGACAGCAUUCUGGAUUCAGCACACAUGUACAUAAAAGAGAGAGAGAGACAGUUUUCUUAGACUUGAUUUUCAUGACGGUAUGGCUUAAAAAUCUCAUUUUGAAGUGACCUAAUCGCUGAUCACCUAACUCACUCUCUUCUU